CCGCUCCGAGGAGUCGGCCGCGCCCCCGACUGCUGCGUCACGUGUCAGCCGAAAAUGGCUGUGCCCGGGCAAGUCGAGCGGAGGCUGCAGUGACCCCAGCGUGGCUCGGAAAGAACGGAGGCGGCCCCGGCCGCUGUGAAGAGCUCGUAAGGCUCAAGAUGGAAAAUCAUGAACCAGAUGCUGUCAAAGAAAACUUAAUUUUCAAUAUCAUAGCCAGAAAAAUUAACCAACUUCCAGAAGCAGACAGAAAUCUACUUGAACACGGAUCAACAUAUAUUGGACUUAAUGCUGCUCUCUGUGGCCUAAUAGCAAAUAGUCUUUUUCGACGAACCUUGAAUGUGACACAGGCUCGUAUAGCUGCUGGCUUACCAAUGGCAGUGAUCCCAUUUUUGACAGCGCAUGUGUCAUACAAAGGUUUUGUGAGUUUACCUUUGAGUACAGGUGAUUUGAAUUGUGAAACCUGUACCAUAACACGGGGUGGAUUGGUUGGUCUUGUUUUUGGUGGUCUGUACCCCAUUUUCUUGGCUUUACCUGUGAAUGGUGGCCUAGCAGCCAGGUAUAACUCAGCCCUGCUACCAGAGAAAGGAAACAUCUUAACUUACUGGAUCAGAAUUUCUAAGCCUAUCUUUAGAAGGAUGGUAUUUCCUGUUUUGCUUCAGACUGUGUUUGCAGCAUACCUUGGGUCUAGACAAUAUAAAGUACUUAUAAAAGCCCUUCAGUUACCUGAACCUGGACUAGAAAUUCAGUGAUUAAGCAAAUGUAUACACAAAAAUAAAACCGUAAAACUA
Molecule: messenger RNA, 788 nt
Organism: Manis javanica (Malayan pangolin)
Lineage: Eukaryota; Metazoa; Chordata; Mammalia; Pholidota; Manidae
Gene: TMEM126A
Product: transmembrane protein 126A
Biological process (GO): mitochondrial respiratory chain complex I assembly
Cellular component (GO): mitochondrion
Source: RefSeq, a predicted model, not a curated record